Messenger RNA from Tachysurus fulvidraco (yellow catfish), 2221 nucleotides. It is a transcript of the gene mphosph10, whose product is annotated as M-phase phosphoprotein 10 (U3 small nucleolar ribonucleoprotein). Lineage: Eukaryota; Metazoa; Chordata; Actinopteri; Siluriformes; Bagridae. Gene Ontology annotation, biological process: rRNA processing. The transcript is spliced from 11 exons. The coding region runs from base 31 to 2097 and encodes 688 amino acids. The record is from RefSeq and is a predicted model, not a curated record. Gene Ontology annotation, cellular component: sno(s)RNA-containing ribonucleoprotein complex; nucleus; Mpp10 complex.
GAACAUUUUGUACGGUGCACAUCGGGUCCCAUGCGUGUUUAUGCGUGUGCAGUCAUGGCGAAUGGGACUGUGAGCAGCACGCUGGAGAAAUGUUUACAGGUUUUAACCAGCAGUACAGCGCAGCCCGAAUUGUUUUUAAAUGUACAGGAUGGCUUGGCAGCAGACUUCACAUCCCUCACAAAGACCCUGUAUGAUUUGCACAAGGCCCAUGAACUCACAGGAUGCAAUGGGAGUCCUCUGGACGAGCUGGUGGUGGAAAACUUUGACGAGGAACAGAUCUGGCAGGAGCUCGAGCUUCAGAACACUGCUGUGCUCACUCACUUUGAGGAUGCAGUCAGCACGGCGGUAACAGACGACACACUGACGCUUCUAGAAGAAUCCGACGAAGAAGAAGAAGAGGAGGAGGAUGGUGGUGGAAGUGGACAGGAGGAAGAGGAAGAGAAGGAAGAGGAUGAUGAUGAGGAAGAUGAUGAGAGGGAGGAAGAGGGUAGUGACAAAAAUAAAAACAGACUUAAGCCGUCAGCGUCUGAUGACGAGGAGGACCUUUACAGCGAGGACUCAGACAUCGAUUUUGAUGUUGAUCAAUUAGAAAAACAGUCCAAGCAGAAAAAGAAAACAGAAACCAAGAUGCCUAAAUCGAGGACAGUCUCAGAAGUAGAUGAUCAGUUUUUUAAACUAUCGGAAAUGGAGUCAUUUCUGGAUGAUAUGGACAAGAGAGAAGGCAAGGAAGCUGCUGGUGAGGAAAUUGACUACUUUCAGGACCUUCCCUCAGAUGAGGAUGCAGAAAUGACCUUUGAUAAACCGGCCGCAUCAAAGACUAAGAAAAAGUCAAAAAGUUCCAGAAACAUAAAAUACAAAGAUUACUUUGUGGAUGAGGACCUGGCUCAACACAAGUCAGCUGAGGAAGAGGAGUCAGCACCUGAGGGUGAGGAUGAUGAUGAGGAGGAGGAGGAUGAUGAGGACAUGGAUGCAGACGAUUUUGAGGAAGGUGACGACGAGAGCCGGAACGCCAGAGACGCUUUGCGCAAGGUGACCUUUGACCUGCCGAGUGAGAGCGAAGGAGAGGAUGUGGAGGACAUUCUGGGUGGAAAGUCUACAAAUCUAACUAAACCAGAAACCAAGUCAGCUUUUGAGAAAAGACAGGAAAAGAUGGCAGAGAAGAUCUCCGAGAUGGAGAAGGCAGCAUUAGCGGAGAAGCCGUGGCAGCUGACUGGAGAGGUGACAGCACAGACUCGGCCAGAGAACAGCAUGCUGGAGGAGGAUGUGGAUUUUGAUCAAGCAUCCAGGAUGGCGCCUGCGGUCACGGAGGAGACGACGCUGCAGCUAGAAGAGAUCAUCAAGCAGAGAAUAAAAGACCAGGCCUGGGACGAUGUUGUGAGAAAGGAGAAGCCAAAGGAGGAAGCAUUCGAGUAUAAGAAAAGGCUGACGCUGGACCAUGAAAAGAGCAAGCUGAGUUUGGCUGAAAUUUAUGAGCAGGAAUACAUCAAGCAGACCCAGGAAAAGACAGAGGAAGAGGAGAAUCCAGCUCAUGUAGAAAUUCAGAAGCUUAUGGACUCGCUUUUCCUCAAACUGGAUGCACUUUCCAACUUCCACUUUACGCCCAAGCCACAUGUUCCUGAGGUAAAGGUUGUCUCUAAUCUGCCUUCAAUCACGAUGGAGGAAGUGGCUCCAGUUAGCGUCAGCAACGCCACUCUGUUGGCUCCUGAGGAAGUCAAGGAGAAGAACAAGGCUGGAGACGUUCUCGGCGACACAGAGAAAUCAGCCACCGAUAAGAAACGGGAGAGACGUAAGAAGAAGAAACUGAAGCGUGUGAAGAUCCAGGAGCGUGAGAAGAGGAUGAAACUUAAAGAGGCUGCGAGUGAAGGAAAGAUCAAGAAAAAGUCAAAGGCCCAUGUGGAAGAAACUCUCAAGAAACUUACUAAAGGAGGAAAAGCCAAAUUGCUCACGGAUGACGGAAUGGACAAAGCGCUCCGCUCAUCUCAAGCCUUCUUCUCCCAACUUCAAGACCAAGUCAGGAGUCAGAUCAAGGGCUCAAAGGAUCAGGCUGCCAAAAAGAAGAAACAGAAAGAGGUUUCUGCUAACAAGCUGAAGUUAUAGAGCUCUGAUUGUGUUGUGUAUCAUGUACAGUUUCUCUUUAUCAGAUGAGAAUGAAUUAAGCCCAGAUCUCCACAUGAACUGGUCAUUUAUAUUAAAAUGUUUUGUCAUAUUUAAAAAAAAAAAA